Melanotaenia boesemani (Boeseman's rainbowfish) is the source of this 721-nucleotide messenger RNA. It is a transcript of the gene selenok, whose product is annotated as selenoprotein K. The record is from RefSeq and is a predicted model, not a curated record. Gene Ontology annotation, cellular component: endoplasmic reticulum membrane; Golgi apparatus. The transcript is spliced from 5 exons. Gene Ontology annotation, biological process: calcium ion transport; endoplasmic reticulum calcium ion homeostasis. Lineage: Eukaryota; Metazoa; Chordata; Actinopteri; Atheriniformes; Melanotaeniidae.
UGCGCAAAAGAAUGACGAAACAACACCCGGAAGCGGAACCAAGUACGUCAAGCGUAAACACACAGCUGUGUUUCACUCUCAAAUAUGGUGUACGUGUCCAACGGUCAGGUCCUGGACAGUAGGGCACAGUCACCGUGGCGACUGUCGUUACUUGUUGAUCUUUUUUGGGGAGCAGUGGAGUUUUUCGGCUUGUUUUUUAAGACUAUAAUUCACCCUGACUUGUCAAAGGAUGGCACCUAUGCUUCAUCACGCUUCAGUGAUGGCAGAGGUCCUCCAGGUCCCCCUGGUGGCAGACGGCGGAUGGGAAGAGUAGUCCAUGGUGGAGGUAUCAACCCUCCACCUAUGGGGGGAGGAGGAUGAGGAAGGUAAAUGCCUACACAUGCAGUGUAGGCAUGGGGCCUUGCACAGAAACAGCAACACAGUGUUGAGUUCACAAAGAUGCUGACAUCACAGUGCUGAAGCCCCUCUUCAUCAGCUGGCACUGCCAUGAGCAGUCUAGUGACGCCUUUCUGGGAAAUUCUACUUGUAGGGGCCAGAAUGGCUGAUACAGCAGCUGUCUGCAUCACUUCUUCAGUUUUUCUUGCAUUGCAAUGACUUAAUUCACAGUGGCAUCAGUCUGUUAGAAAUAUUUACCACUGGUAUUUCAGUCAUCCUGGCUUGGAAUCAUCUAAGUUUGUCUGUUUUAUAUCCUUAUGUUUGAAUAAAAAAUUACUUAAGUUUG